This is a messenger RNA of Thrips palmi, 3469 nucleotides long. RefSeq names its product 1-acyl-sn-glycerol-3-phosphate acyltransferase alpha-like. Bases 34 to 879 code for a protein of 281 amino acids. Gene Ontology annotation, biological process: phosphatidic acid biosynthetic process. Gene Ontology annotation, molecular function: 1-acylglycerol-3-phosphate O-acyltransferase activity. Gene Ontology annotation, cellular component: membrane; endoplasmic reticulum. The transcript has 5 exons. The record is from RefSeq and is a predicted model, not a curated record. Lineage: Eukaryota; Metazoa; Arthropoda; Insecta; Thysanoptera; Thripidae.
GCCGCCCCCGAGACAGCCGCCCCCGAGACAGCCAUGACGAACGAGCUGAGCGUGGCCGUGAUGCUGGCCGGGCCGUGCCUCGCCGCCGCCCUCAUCAUCCUGAGCAAGCAGUGCCGGUACUUCCUCAAGUACGCGGUGUACUUCGUCGGCGUCUCCCUCGUCUCCGUCGGCCUCAUCCCCGCCUUCCUGUUCCGCCCCUUCAACGUCCUCAACCUGGUGCUGGCGUCGGCGAUAUGCAAGCACAUCUCAAGAUUGAUCGGCCUUCGGUGGACGCUGCGGGGUAGCCAGCACCUGGCGGAGCAGAAGGCCUGCGUCAUUGUCGCCAACCACCAAAGCUCCCUGGACAUCCUGGGCAUGUUUGAGAUCUGGGCCAUCAUGCGGAAAUGCACCGUGGUGGCCAAGAAAGAGCUGUUCUACGCGUGGCCCUUCGGCCUGGCCGCUUGGUUGUGCGGGCUCAUCUUCAUCGACAGGCUCAACGCGGGGGGAGCGAGGGCUGCCAUCAACAAGGCCGCCAGCAUCAUCAAGAAGGACCAGAUUAAAUUGUGGAUUUUCCCCGAGGGUACUCGGAAAAAUACUGGAGAGAUCCACCCUUUCAAGAAGGGAGCUUUCCAUGUUGCUGUGAGUGCUCAGCUACCGAUUCUACCUGUUGUGUACUCUCCAUACUACUUCCUUGAUGACAGGCAUCGCACUUUAGACAGUGGGAAAGUAAUUAUUUCUGCCCUUCCCCCCAUUUCUACUGAGGGCUUGACCAUGGAUGACAUAGACGGCCUCAUGCAGAAAGUCCGAGAACAUAUGACAGAAGAAUUCUCCAAGAUGUCGAAUGAAGUAAAAGCAGACAUUGUGCCAUCAUGCAAUAGUCGUUCUUCAAAAGCGGAGUAGUUCCUCUGUAUAGUUUUAUUCAAUCAUUAAACUGUACAGUUGAUCAUUAGGCCAAAGCAUCCAUGAAGUUGUUUAAUGCUUUAUAUUUUGGGAAAAAAUUCUUCAUGUCUCGUUUCUUUUUUUAUGGCUGUUGAAUUUUGAUCUUUGUAUGAACUCUUUUAAUAAUGUAUUAUGCCUUUAUUUAAGUUUGAUAGUAUCGUUUUCAAAGUGUAUUUUGUUUGCGGGUAAAGGAUUAGGGAAUGAAAUUUAAUUUUAAGAGCUCAAUGGGUAGUGUUAUGUUAACCAUUUGUUUUAUGUAAGUGUUUUCUUUUCCUUUUUGGUAAUGUUAGUAUCACUAUAUUGUCAGUGACUUUGUUCUUUUUUGUUGCGCAUCCUGUGAUAGUAUUCUACGUUUGUCAGAUUUGGCUGGUGUUUUAUCCCACAUCCUGUGGCAUUUCUUAUUUUGGCAUGGAGUUGAAAUUAAGAGUAAUACUGUAUGUAUUAUACAUCAUUUCACUUUGCUUUUUAGGUCACUUUUGAAAUUUGGACAAGAAUACCUUUGAUGCAGUUUCUAUUUAAGCCAAACUGACCUCUCUGUAAUAAUUCUUUUACUUGUGUAUUAGCCAUGAGUUUCAAGUUUCCUGGACACAAAAUGCCCAGAUGAUAAUUCCAUGAUGACCGUCCAUUUCUUAUUAUGGGCAGAAGUACCUUAAUUUUAUCUUAUAGUAGGCUCUUGUUGGUGCUUUCACCAUAUUAGGCUUUUUUUCUCUCAAUAGUUGCUACUGGUAAAAAGGGUUGAUAAUGCAGCUUUAAACUUAAAACAUGAAAGUAAUAAAAUGUGGCCUCCUUUAUUGAGGGCAUUUGUUUCCUUUCGACUUAGUCACAGAUAGUGAAAUGACUGAUAUCUCAAUGAGGUUGUAAUAAUUGUAGGACUUGCUGUUGUACCCUUCAUAAUACUUAUUUUUAUUUAACUUUUCAAUCGUGUUUACACACCCUUGUAAAAUUUUCUCUAGCUCAAUAUGUUAAACUUUCAAUUUUAUGUUAGAAUGGACUAGCCCAUCAGCAGUUCGGUCGAAAGUAGUUAAGUAUUUGCCUCAAUGUUGAUUAUUUUGGUAAUGUAACAUCAUUCCUCUUAGAUUGGAUUGACUCUUUUAUAACUGGCUUAUUCUUCUUGUUCCAAUUCUUCGUCUUCAUCAUCUUUUUCUUCUUCUUUCUUCCUCUGGACAUUACAGAGGCCUUCUUAAUAAUAAAAACAGUAAUAAGAAGAAGAAUGCUAGUGACCAAGUGCUCAGAAAACUAAGUUUUUUCAAUGAGGAUGUAUGAGGCAUUGUAAUAUUCUAACAGAGGCAAAGGAAUGUUAACUGCUCAGUUGAUCUAAAAUUUCAACUUUAAACAAAUGUGUUUGUGAGUGGAUUGGUUUUUCAGCAUGAUAGAACAAUGUAUAACAUAACAUUUAAAGCAGUAUUUCGACCUUGUUUUAGGCGCAUGUUCCUAUUCCUGUUUUAAACUCAUCAUUGUAUUUUCCUUCAGCUCGCAUUAGGUUUGUCCUUAAGUUCCAUUUUUUAUUUUAAAUUUGUUUCUGUAUAGAAUUUAAAAAAAAAUUGCCCUAUAUUUGCCAAAAUUUGUUGCUCACUGCAAAAUUGUGUCAAAUCUCAAGAGAUCAUUGGAAGUUCAUAUUUAUACUGUAGUUCUUUAUCAUUAAAAUAUUUCUGUAUCAUUUCAUGAUGGUUUUGAAACCUAUGGAAAAUUUCACUUCUGAAGGGAAGGAGUGGGAAACAAGUAGGAUUGUUUGAAAUGUUAGGCAGGAAGCUAAUGUGUUCAAUGUACAUGUAUACAAAAUGUGUCAGUUACAUGUUACAGAAGUUUUCGUUGAGUGUUUUCAUUGUUUCAUUACAUAUUAUCAUAAUAUGUACUUUUCUGGCCCUUCAGUUCACAUGUGUGUGUGAAGCCAAGCACCUAAUUUUCUUGCCAAGAGUGAUGAAAUAACCACCCAGUGCAAAAGUCUAAGGGGGCUACUUUAUGUAGAUUCGCUUACACACGUUCCACAUUCAUGUAGAUCUUGUUCAGCUCAAUGAAGUAAUUUGGACAUGGCUGUGCUAUUUUUAUGUGGUAUGACAAACCGAGAUGAAAAUAUUUCGGAAUAUAAUAACCUCCCUAUCUCAUCCUGUGUUCUGCUCUAUAAAUCAUUUGCUGAUUCUAAAUUAACCUGUUGUGCAAUAUGUUUGAAAAGAGCAAGCUUAUCUUCUUUCUUUGAUAACAUUUAGACUUGCGGAGCCAAGCUUGCAAAUUUUCUGCUGUAGGUAUGGGAAAGAAAAAUGGCCAAAGAUAUUUGUCAGUCACUCUUGUGAUUUUGUAAAAGUAAAGAAACUAGCUAAGCUUUUCUUGAGGUUGUGUCUCAUCAUCUUUUCUUCUUCUUUUUAUCCUUAGUGGUUGUAAAUGACCAAGAUGUUGAAGGCUUCAUGUUUACAAUGAGAAAUUAUGAGUUGAUAUGGCCUUCUAUUAUAGACUUUCGUACCUGUGUAGGGAAGGCAUUUGCCUCUACUGUAGCUGUUGUUUGCCCACCUGUAUUUCUUUUGAUAUUGUUUUAGUGUGAAUAAAUUUUAUCAAGUAU